Aspergillus ruber CBS 135680 is the source of this 1791-nucleotide messenger RNA. RefSeq names its product NAD(P)-binding protein. NCBI's taxonomy places the organism in Eukaryota, Fungi, Ascomycota, Eurotiomycetes, Eurotiales, Aspergillaceae. The transcript is spliced from 2 exons. The record is from RefSeq and is a predicted model, not a curated record. Gene Ontology annotation, cellular component: cytoplasm. Bases 457 to 1383 code for a protein of 308 amino acids. Gene Ontology annotation, molecular function: oxidoreductase activity, acting on the CH-OH group of donors, NAD or NADP as acceptor.
AAUUAUCGUCAGGUCAAGUGGAGCUGUUGUUUCCAUUAUUAUAUCCUAGUGCAUGUGCCAACGGUAAGGAUUUUGGAUAUGCCGGUAUACGACAUCCGGACCCGCUUUGCCUUCUUUGUCUUACCCUUUCGGCAUUGUGCGCCGUCAAUGCAAGAGCUAAGAUACAGUCAGACGAAAGAGAAAGAAAGAAAAGUACCGGACGUGAUCUGCACAACGCCAGUAAAUUGGCAGGUUGGACCGAGUGCCAGUGCUUCGGUACUGUUUUUCCUCCCUCAUAUGGAAGGGAAGGGCUAUGUCCCGUUUGCUCUCUCCCAGGUGCUCGGUAUGGCCUGGAUGGCACGGCAGGAGUAAUAAUACUCUGUAGUAUGCGAGUAGUUCAACCCAAGUAAUAUAAAGCCUCUGGUUAUUUUGGACGUAGUGUUUCAAUCCAGAACAACAGUAUCACCUUGCAACACGAUGACACCAAAAAUCGCACUCAUUACCGGAGGUGCCAGCGGCAUGGGCCUCGCCGUGGCCAAAUCCCUCGCAGCUCAAGGAUCCUGGCAUAUCCAUCUGCUCGACAUUCAUCCCGAUCGAGGCACCGAGGCAGCAAAUGGCCUACAUCCUCAUGCGACCUUUCACAAAGUCGAUAUAUCGAACUACAAUGACCUGGCAGCGGUCUUCCAGGAAGUUUUUCAGCGGCACCGUCGACUCGACUUUGUUUUUGCCAAUGCGGGGAUCAUCGAACGGACGAAUUUCUUUGAGAAUCUGCCACAGCAGAAACCCACAGAUACAGAGCAAGUACCGCCGGAGCCGAAGGGUCUGCAGGUUAUCAGUGUGAAUCUGAAUGGCGUCGUAUUCACCAGUUACUUGGCGAUGCAUUACUUCCGACGGUCACCUGACAAGGGCAGGGGAUGCAAUUUGGUCAUGACAGCCAGUUGUGGAGGAUUGUAUCCUUCGCAUUACUCGCCGUUGUACACUGCUACGAAGCAUGGCGUGGUCGGAUUCAUGCGCUCCAUUGCAACUCAAUUAUGGCAAAACGACGGCAUCCGGGUCAAUGCCAUCUGCCCCGGAAUCGCACAGACCGAUCUUGUCGGUGCUCAAGGAUGGGCCAGCUUCCCUCCUCACCUGUUCAUCCCGUUGGAAACCAUCGCCAGGAUUGUGCUUAUGCUCAUCCUGGCGGAUGACGGGAGUACGGACCACGGAAUGACCGAUGCAACGGGCACGUUCAUUCCUGCCACGCAAAGGUACGGCCGUGCGGUGGAGAUCUCGGGGGACAAGUUCUACUUCCGAGAGGCGCCUGAAUUCUGUGAUGAUGGGAUGCGGGCGAUCAUGGCAGCGACGGUGGUGGAGAAUCAGGUUGGAGGCGUGCUGAAUGGUACUUCUCGUACAAGCAAGCUGUAGUGGCUAAUGAAGAUCAUUGGAUAUCCUUGUAAGCGACAUAAGCGAGGGCUAAAGGAUUCCCGGGUUGAACUGCCGGAACUUUUGCCGCCUGCGCCGCAUAAAAAUGAAGUCAAACGAAGUAAAGAGAGGGAAAAACAAGCAAUUGUAUUUAUUGUACAUAUGAAUGCACUUCGGGAUAAAAUUUCCAAAUUAACAUCAGACCAAUGCGACCCCGUUAACUGUCAUUCUUAUCCGACUUUGACUUUCGGACUGGCCCGUCUACCAAAACCCCAAUCAGUGGGCCCGAAGGAACGGCGGUUUCGCUUCCAGUUGGUGCUGGCCAUUGGGUGAUGUAUCUGUCAAUAAAUGCAAACGCACUCUGACAGCUAUAUUUUGGAAUUCCGGAUCAUUUUAAAAUGAAUAUGACUA